Messenger RNA from Thecamonas trahens ATCC 50062, 10000 nucleotides. RefSeq lists its product as uncharacterized. Gene Ontology annotation, cellular component: extrinsic component of membrane. Lineage: Eukaryota; Apusomonadida; Apusomonadidae. Gene Ontology annotation, biological process: protein retention in Golgi apparatus; protein targeting to vacuole. The record is from RefSeq and is a predicted model, not a curated record. The transcript is spliced from 2 exons. The coding region runs from base 1 to 9966 and encodes 3321 amino acids.
AUGUCUCUCCUCCUGCAUGCACGUCUCUCCGUUGGCAACGUUCAUCUUCGCCUCGAGACGGACAAGACCGUCAUGGGUCUCGAGCUGGAGGAGUUGGCCCUCAAGGCUGCUGUUCUUUCUCAGCUCUCUCCGCUGACAAAGUUGGUUGUUCUUCGUGCGCUCACUCUGUAUCUUGAGCCUGAGCCCAAGACUCGCAUCGCAAAUGCAAAGCUCAAGGAUGCCGUGGCUUUCUUUGCUGCUGCCGCAGACGACGACGCAGCUGAGAUCUCCUCCCAGCCCAUCGUGUACAACAUCGACGCUUCAAUUUGCGUCACAGUGCCUGGCCCGGCUGGUGCUCACCGUCCCACCGUCUCGGUGAGCGUUCCAGCCGUGCCGAUCACCAUAUCAUCGGCCCAGGUCGCCGCUCUCGGCUCGCUCAGCAACCUCUUUUCCCGCCGCGCCGCUCUCAUCCGCUGGCGCGCCUUCCGACCUUCCAGCCCGCCGUCACAGCAGCCUCUUGAGUGGUUCCGCUACGCCGCCAUGGCCGUUCUCUCCGACAUCCGCGCGGCACGGACGCAAAUGCUCGGCGAACAGCCGCCGCUCGCGGCCACUGCCGCCGCUCUCGCGGUCGCCGGCGAGCUCGACGAGCUGCGCAAGCUCUCGGCCACCGCAGGUGCCAUCUACGAGGCCCGAACCCGGGCCUACUGCCGCGGCGACGGCCCACCGCCUGACUUCGUCUUGGCCACCGACUCUACUGCCGACGGCUACUCGCCGGCGCUCGCAUCGCUGGUAGCCACCCCGUACGGCAGGCGGUAUCUCUCCAAGUCCGGCAUGCCGACUCCUUCACUCGCCGCCCGCAUCACGUCGCUCGCCCGCAUCGUCGCCGCCGCCGCUCCACCGCCUCCGCCACCGCCUCCGCCGUCGCCGCCGUCGGCGCUCUCCCGGAUGGUGCAGACCGUUGUCGUCGGCCUCCUCUACCUCGUGCUCGGCAAGCCGACCUCGCCCAGCCCGCCAUCGCCGCCGCUGCCUCCAGCUUCCGAGCUUGCAACUGUCACCGUCAGCUGCCUCACCCUUCGCAUCCGCUCGCAGCUGCACAUGUCCGACCUUGUCCUCCUCACCCUCUCGAGUCUCUCGGUCGGCUAUGCCCCGACCAAGACCGCGGUCCGUCUUGGCUCACUCCACCUCCGCGAUUUGUACGACCCAACUGGCUCGUACGUCAACAUUCUCACCGAGUCGCACAUGCCCAAGCACAUGACCCACGCCCAGCUGCUGGCCGAGGCCUUUGACCUCCGCACGCCGGACGAUGUUGCCGACGCAACGCCUUCUGCGCCUCGCCGGCGCGACACUAACCUUUCGGAGCCGGCCCUUGUUCCGGGCGCACACCCGCUCACACCCGAGGAGCAAGCCACAGCAACAGCAGGCAUGGCCCACGCAUCGUCGCUAGGCGUGGUUGCCUCGUACGCCGUCGAGCGCGCACCUGCCGCCGCCGCCCUCGCUGCCGCCGCGCGCUCCUCCACCGUCGCCCCGGUCCUUGCGCUCACCAUCGUCUCACGCCCAGCCGUCGACGACGCUCGGGCAGGAACAUCCAUCUCUGGCGCGCUCCGCCCGCUCUCGUUUGUCUACAACAAGGUGCUCCUCGACAAGGUCUCGGCAGUUCUCAAGGCCACAGCUGGGCCGGACGAGACUCUUCCAUCAUCGCUCCUCCCACCGGGCUUUGCUCGCGAGCUGCCGCUCACUCCCCAGCUGGCUGUCGACGCGCUCAACGAGAUGACCGACCUCGAUGUCGACGUCACCCUCGACGGCAUCUCGGUCAUUCUCCCGCAUGUCGCCACGGUCAAGCACGGUCUCCGCAUGGUCUUUGACAUCGAGAGCCUCAACAUCGCCAUCCACCGCGGACUGCCACACCUGGAGCCACCGGCCUCACUCGCCGAGCUCCCGGACAGCGUCGUGUACUCACCGACAGACAUUCGCAUUGCCUCGCUUUCUGUCUACCUCAUCGACUACGCGUCCAAAGACGCGGAGACCGCGACCUCGGCCUUCCGCAUCAUCGAUCCGUUUGAGCUCUCAGUCACCUCGGCCUCGCUCCUGCUCCCACAGCUGACCAUGCGGUACGGCUCGCGACUCGACGUUGCGCUCCCGCACGUCGUCGGCCACUUGCCGGGCACAAAGUACCGCGAGCUCAUGUUCUGCCUCUCGGCCAUCGCCUUUGAAGAAGAGUAUGUGGCGCCGUACGCGGCCUCCCGCGAGGAGAUGGAGCCGAUCCUCGCCGCUGACGCCCGGGCAGGCUUUGCCAACAAGGGCUACAUGGCGGUCCGCGCCCUCUCACUCAAGCUCGAGCUCCACGCCGACGACAACUCGUCGCGGGCCAUCGACCUCUACUCGACUGACUUUUCGGUUGUCGCUGCCCCGCCACCCGGCGCGCUUGCCACCCACUAUGACAUCGAUCUGCCAGCCACCACCUUUACCUUCCGCGACUCUGAGCAGCGGUACGUGCCGGCCGAAGCCUUUGCCCUCCACAUCAAUCUCGACAUGAUCAACCACUUUCAGUGCCACUACGAGCCGUACAUGCGGAUGGGCGUUGUCCUACCCUCGCUCGAGCUCGUCCUCCCGCAGGCCUACUACGCCAUGGUCACCACCAUCCUCGCCCAGUUUGGCGGUGAGACAAGGACUGGGCGUGUCGAGCCGCGGGUCGACUGGUCGCCCGUCGACGACGACGAGUGGACCACGACCGUGAUCUCGGUCGUCUCGGACAACUUUGCCCUCCGCCUCCUUCCGGGCUACGGCUUUGACGGCAAGACCGGCGCCGACGCCGGCAACGUCGGCCUCGCCCUCUCGUCCUUUAACCUCGCCAUGGCCGUGACCAACGAGUACAACACGGCGUACAAGAUCACAGCCCGCCGCCUCGACCUGGUCAACCAUGGGGUCAACCGGAGAGCCAGCCCCGACCUCUCGCAGUUCUCCUCCAUCCUCAGCCCGGCUGCAGCUGUCAUCGACGACCCAAGCCGCUGGCACCUCGACAUCGACUACCUCGUCGACGUCUCGUGGGACGCCCACGCCACCGUCACCCUCGACGCCACGGACAUGCACAUCACCCCGGCCGCCGUCGCCGCCCUCACCUUUGUCGGCGCUUGGGCCUCGGCGCCCGACGUGCCAUACGGCGAGUCCCCUCCGCCGCCGCCGCCGGCCAUCCCGCCGCCCACCACCAACGACGCCAUCCGCAAGUCGCCGUCCUUUACGGUUGCCGCCAUUCUCUCCGAUCUCAACAUCUACCUUGUUCGCCAUGAAACCGACGCUGCGUCACCAGCGCUUGGCCUUCUCCUCGCCAACACGCACCUGUCGUACACCGUCGACCGGGCAUGGGCCACCGCUGUCGCCGUCACCCUCUCGGGCCUGGAGGCCUUUGUCACCCGCAUGUCGGGCCCGACCCAGCAUGCCGUUGCCAUCUUCCUCCCCACCGACCUGCUUGUCAAGUACUCGGCCUCACCGACUCACCUGCCCAUCACCGACUCCCGGGUCGCCGUCUCGCUCGACCGGCCGGCGCUCCGCCUCGCCUAUCCAGACAUUGUCCUUGUCCAGGGCAUUGUCGCCGGCUUGAGCGGUCCGCAGCAGCCGGCGCCGUCGAGCGCUGACGAGGCGCUGGCCACUGCGGCACCGGCCGCCGUCGCCGCGCUCAAGGCCGGCGACAAGGAACGUGACCUGACGUUGGUUCAGGCCUCGCGUGCCGCGCCAGUGCCGACCGUCACCGUCACCGAUCCCGAGACGUUCUCGGCCUCAUCGUCCUUCUCGUCGGCGUCGUCAUCAUCGUCGUCGUCAACCUCGGACCUCGAGAACUUUGCGCGGAGCGCGCUCGUCGAGCCUGGCGCGUCGCUGGCUGACGCCGGGGACGACGGCGCGGCUGCGUCAGGGCCAAGCGCAGCGCAGUCGGACUCGCUGCCGAUUGGCUCGCCGCGCGGGCCGCCAGACUCAGUGCGAACGUCCGAGACCGAAGCCGAGGUCGAUGAAGGCGACGCCAAGUAUGCCAAGCUCAAGGAGAGCGAGACAAGGCACAUUUCCUACUACCUCGUUGACCUAAUUGACCUCCGGGCCACUCUCUUUGACGUUGCCAAGCGCGGCGCGGUCCCGCUGCUUGAGCUACGGCUCGACUCGGCCUCGGUCCGGUACUCGGACGUGUUUGCCACCCGGGCCUCGGCCAAGGUUGCCGUCCACCUCUCACUCGGCAACUACAACCACAAGCUUGCGGCGUGGGAGCCGCUCCUCGAGCCGGCCUACGCCUCGAUCGGCUACGAGUUUAACGCGUUUGAGAACAAGUGCGCAGGCUUUGCCGCUUACGACGUCUCGACAGAGACACCUGCCGAUCGGCGCGAGCGCGAGGCCCGCGAGGCUCGCGAGAGGCGUGUCCGCGAGCGCGCCGCCCGCCACGCCGAGGCCAUCCGCCGGCGCAAGGACCGUGCUCGCCGCCACAAGGCGGCCAAAAAGGCCAACGCACAGGCCCGCGCACGCCGCUCGAAGCGCAAGUCACGGGUGGAGACCGUGGUGCCUUCCGGCCAGCGCCGGAUGGUUCAGCCGCCACUCUUUGGCCAACCCAUGGCUAUCCACGACACCCACCCGUUUGCUGGCGAGGUGGUGCCGCGGCACGAGCCCGAUGGUGAUGAUCCAGCUACUCCGUCACACCCCGCAUCUACGAGGCCGCACCACCGGCGCCACCGCCACCGGCGCCGAAUGCACAAAGCCGCCUCGGGCGAGACGUUCAAGUCGCCGUCGCGAUCGUCGCUCGCUUCGGCUGGCGGCUCGGCUGUCAGCCUGGCGCCAGAACGAGGCUCGAGGCGCAAGGUGCGCCGCCGGCGCAAGCGGCGUCGGACGGUGGAUGGGCCGGUUGGAAGUGUCACCCCCGCGACACCGCCCGCGCGACCCGCGGUUGCGUCGUCUGGCUGGUCUUCGUCGUGCUCGGAACAGCAUGCGCACGCAACGCCACGGAUUGUGGAGCUCUUGUCGUCGUCAGCGAGCUACUCGCUGUCGGAGCAGUACGAGGGCCAUGCGGCGCCUGGAGCAGUGGUGGAAGAGGACGAGCUCUCGGUGUAUACAUGCUCGACCUCGUCGAUGGGCUCUGUCUCUGUCUCAUCCGACUCGCUGCGGCUCGAGUCCGAGUCUGCCGACGACGAGGCCGAGGGCGUGUUGCUGAGCGAGGGGCUGGUGCUCGGCUCGAUUGUGCUCGACAACGACGUGGCGCAGGAAGAGUCUGUCAUGCGUGAGCAGCUCUCGACGUCGCGCAAGCCGACCUCUGUCCUCAACCUCAACGUCACGCUUGAGCUGCUGGCCAACGUGGAGCGGCUGCAAGGUGUCAUGGCUGCGCUCUCCGAGCCGGAGAAGCAAGUGGCAAGCGACCCGGACUGGGCGCCGUUCCGGAUCCUCAACGCCACCGACGUGGCGGUCACCUGCUGGCCGACGUCUGCCGGCGAGACUGUUGUCGAAGGCGAGCCGAUGGUGCUGGAGGCCGGCAAGCUCGCGUCGCUCGAGUUCCCACAGACUCGCGACCCGCGGUACCUCAAGCGGUCGGUUGAUGAGACGCACACGCUAGUUGUUGCGCUCGGCUCGCCGAGCGCGCCGAAGCUCAGCCCAAUCUCGCUGGACUCGGCCGGGACAUGGAUCCUGGACGCUGUGCUGGAGCAUGACGGGCGUGAGCACGAGGUUGCGCUCCGCGGACAGCUCAAGUCGAUGGGUGACGGCUCGCACCUACUGGUCCUCUCCUCGCGGUUCCUGGUUGUCAACGAGACCGAGCUCCCGAUCCAGUUCCGCGGGCUGAACAACGGCGCCGUUGCCUUUGCGUCCGAAGCGGUGCAGCCGAACGGGUGGACAGCGCUGCCGCUGUGGCUAGUUCCGACGCCGGCGUGGGCGUUUGAGACCCGGCCGGUCGGCCAGGCGCUUGCCAUCGACGGCAUUGGCUUCCAGUGGUCCGCCGGAGUGGGAGUGGCGUUUGGGGCGGCGUCCGCGAGUGCUACAAGCGGCGUCCUGCCUCUGCGGCGAGGCCAGAGCAAGUCGAAGCGGAAGAUGGCCAAGGCUAAGGCCAAGGCCAAGGCCGAGACUGGCGACCGCAACGCUACCGAAAUGGCCAACGAGGACACGGCGACAUUGGCAGGGUUGGCACGCGAGGGGCGCGGACAGCGGCUGCGUGGAACCGACUCGCUACUGCUGAGCUUUGCCGCCGGGCGCAAGAGCGGCGACCGGCGGUUGCAGGUGGACCAUGCGUCCGAUCGCAACGCGCUGCUGUACGCGUUCCCUGACGACGCGACGCUCAACGAGGUUGACGUCCGCGACGCGACCCACGGCGUCGUCCCGUCCGAGGCUGGCGACGACUGGAAGCGGACGGUGCGCGACGAUCCGCGCGACCGGCUGGAGGCACUGUCGCGGAUCGGACAUGCGUAUGCGGUGCUGGCCAAGGACAUCGAGGCUGUGCGCGACCACAACGGGUCUGUGGCGAUUCAUCCGCUACCAGCGGUCCGUGUCCGGCUUCUUUCGCCAGUCUACGUCACAAAUCUACUUCCGUACUCUGCACACGUCACUGUGUGGUGCGAUGGCGAAGAAGUGCUUGCGAGCAACGUCAUUCCGGGCGGACGAGUCCCUGUGUACGGGGCACGGCCCGAUGGUGAGAUGGAUCUUGCGGUGGCUGUGCCGGGCUACGGCAGCAGCGAACGGAGUGAGGCGUCGCUGGCCACCGAGAUGGGCGAGCUUGGCGCGGUGCUGGAGCUGCCGGGCGAAGCCGGGCAAGGAACCGGCCCGCUCAACCUCUACGCCUUUGGCUCGACGUCCGGCUCGGGCGUGGGCUCGCUUGAGAUUUACUCGCGGUUCUGGAUGGUCAACCGGACCGGGCUUCCGCUCAAGUACGCACCGCACGCGACGAUGGGGACUCAUGCUGGCGAGGGCCACGGUUCUGCCGUGGCGGCGCCGUACCUGUUCUCGUACGCAGAGAAGCGAAAGCUCUCACGGUCCAAGGCGACGAUCAAGGUCCACACCUCCGAGUGGUCGAACGGCGUCUCGCUCGCCAACAUUGCCGACAGCGGAGCGAUUAAGGUGCUCGACCGGACCGCGCUCGCCGAGCUGGACCUCGUGCGCGAGUGGCAGCUUGGGAUCAAGAUCCACAAGGCAAGUGGGGCAUUUGGGCGGACUUCAGUCGUGGUCAUCGAACCGCGGUAUGUGUUGGUCAACCGGCUCGACGAGCCGCUGCUGUGGCGGCAGGUGGGGACCGAAGUCUCGCACCGGCUGGAGGGCGGAGAGCACCAUCAAGUCCACUUUGUGACGGCCGGCGGCGCCGACAAGCUCCAGCUCGGGUUCUUUGACGCCGACUGUGUGCCGGCCGAGUUGCUCGCACCACGGCCGACUGCCGAGGAACGGCUGGUCGCGGUCCAGGCUGCAGAGUCGCCUUUCCCAGACGAGAGCAAGUUUGGGCUCCUCGGGCGCGAGCGGUCGGUCACGUUUGACAUGGGCAGGCAGCUGCCGUGCAGUGACGACUCGUCAGAGUGGUUUGACUCUGACGAUGGCGACGAGCAGCAGGAAGCGCUGAGCGAGUGCGGGACGGCGCUGACAGGGCGGUCGCGGAUCGGCGAGGCGCCGCCUGCGGUGGGCCUUCCGCUGGUACAGGGCGAGGGCGAGGCGCGUGCGCGUGCGGAGGAACAGUACGCCAACUGGUCGUCUGCGUUUGCCGUUGACGGCUUUGGUGUGGUUGACCUCAACGUGUACGCGAGCCAUUCUGAAGUACUGAGCGUGGCGGACCGGGUCCGGCUGCAGAUUUCUGUGGACGAUCCGGUGGUGUAUGUGGUGGUGUCGCGGCCACAGGCGGCGCAGACUGCGCCGCGGUACAAGCUUGUCAACGACACGGUUCAUCCGAUCUACUACUGGCAGUGUGAUGUGGAGCAGGCUGUGGUGGCCAAGCUGGAGCCGUGGACGAGCACGGCGUACGGAUGGGACGCACCGCAUGCGGACAAGAAGAAGCUGUUUGUCCAGUUCCAGGCGGCGGGCGACAAGCCGAUUGGCCUCAAGGUCGAGAUCGACGAGACCAAGGCAGUGCCGGAGACGGUCUCGUUCUUUUCCGAAGAACUCGGCGAGGUUGUCCAGCUCGAGGUGAGGGUGUACAUUGAGAAGGGCUCGCACACACACGUACUGAGAGUGUACGACCCGAAGCACGCGUCCAAGAGCAGGUCCGACGACGACGGGGUGACGAUGAUGGAAGCGCAAAAGUCGUCGGCCAUCAUCUCGCGGAUCAAGGUCCAUGUGCCUGGACUGGGCAUUUCGGUCAUCGACCCUACACCGGAGGAGCUGCUGUAUGCAUGGAUGGUGGGCGCCGAAGUGUUGCUCGAGACCGACGAGCGAGCCAUCCAAACAGGACACAUCACUGUGGAGCGACUGCAGGUGGACAACCAGGACGAGGACUCGGUCUUUCCUGUUGUGGUCAACAUGGACGAGGGGCCGCUCCGCAAGGGCAUUCCGUUUCUGCAGAUUGUGUACAACAAGGCGAUAGCAUCGGAGCGGGUGCAGUUGUUCGGACCGACGGUUGUGGCGAUCCAGGCCCUCACGGUCCGUGUGGAGGAAGGGCUUGUGGUGCGGCUGAUGUCGAUGGCAGAGGGACUGCCGUCGGCCAAGGCAUCGCUGGCGGCGUCACUUGAGGACUCGCUAGCGGUUUCCUCGCAGGAGCCGUCUUACGACGAGGCAGCCGGAUGGGUGCGCGAAGUGUACUUUCGGGUUCUCGCCAUCUCGCCGAUCUCGCUCAAGGUCUCGUUCGAGUCUGCGCUUGACAAGAGCGACUCGAUUCUGUCCAAGGUGCUCAACCUCGGGCUGCUCCUCCCAUCGUUUGACUCUGCGCCGAUUGUGUUCAAGCACAUGCUGUUGGAGCACUUGUUCACGACGCAGGCGUCGCUGCAAGCGCUUGUGGCCAAGCACUACGAGCGGGGGCUCAUGCGGCAGGUGCUCAAGAUUGUGGGCUCGCUGGACAUGCUGGGCAACCCUGUGAAGCUCUGGUCGAACAUCACGCACGGUUUCCACGAGUCGUUCCACGCGUCUGCCGAGUCGGUGCUCCUUGGCCCGCGGGAGUUCUCGCGUGGAGUGGGCAAGUCCGCGGUCUCGCUGACCAAACACGUAGCGUAUGCCAUGUUCGACGCCACUUCUGCCAUCACAUCGUCGAUGGGCAAGGCUGUGGCUAAGCUCUCGUUUGACGACGAGUAUCUGCGAAAGCAGGAGGCGCUGCGGCGGCGGCGGGCAAACAACGCCGGGCGCGGGCUGAUUCUGGGCGCGUCCGCGUUUGGCAAGGGUCUAUUCUGGGGCGUGUCAGGCCUUGUGCUGCAGCCUGCAAAGGGCGCGAAGCGUGGUGGAGUCAAGGGCUUUGUCAAGGGCAUGGGCCGCGGCGUGGUCGGGCUCGGAGUCAAGCCCGUGGUCGGCGUCCUCAACUUGCUGACCAAGACGCUCGAGGGCGUGCGUAACUCUGUGGACAUUGAGGUGCACUUUACGCGUCUCCGGCCGCCGCGGCACUUUUGGCUCGACGGGCGGGUGCACGCGUACUCGUGGCACCUCGCACACGCGCAGCUCCUGCUGUACACGCUCAGGUCGGGCGCGUUUGCGGCGAGCGAUGCGGUGCUCGCCGAGGCGCUGGUGGCCGAUGGCUCGCUCAUGGUCAUUGUGACCAACAACCGGAUCUUGUUGCUGCGGGCCGAAGGCGCGGACGCGGGCGAGAGCGGAUCGCUGACGGAAGAGGCGGACGCGACGGUGGGUGCGGUGGAGAAGCUCAACCGCAAGAUUGUUCGCCAGGUGCCGUUCAAGCGGGUGCGGCGCGUGGCGCUCGGCUCGUGGGGCGUGGUGGUGGCCGAGGCCGGGGCCUCUAGCGAGCCGCUUGUGCUCUGGUCCCACUCGGCUCGCAAUCUGCGGUUUGUCUUUGACGCGGUGCGUGUCGGAUGCAAGGUGUGGCAAGACCAGCACGGGCACGAGCACCAGGGCCAGCUGCAUUAGACUGUUUGCGACUUUCGCCCCGUGUGAGGCAGGA